This is a messenger RNA of Carcharodon carcharias (great white shark), 2741 nucleotides long. RefSeq names its product Meis homeobox 2a (gene meis2a). The transcript is spliced from 13 exons. The record is from RefSeq and is a predicted model, not a curated record. Gene Ontology annotation, molecular function: DNA-binding transcription activator activity, RNA polymerase II-specific; RNA polymerase II cis-regulatory region sequence-specific DNA binding. NCBI's taxonomy places the organism in Eukaryota, Metazoa, Chordata, Chondrichthyes, Lamniformes, Lamnidae. Gene Ontology annotation, biological process: eye development; animal organ morphogenesis; embryonic pattern specification. Bases 164 to 1648 code for a protein of 494 amino acids.
CCCACGUCCCCUCCUUGGGCCGCUUUAAACUGCGAUAGUGGAGGAUAAAGCAGAAGUCGGAAACUGGAUUGGGGGAAAAAAAAGGGAUCUCGUUGAGAAUCACAACUAGAGCGGACUGGGGGAUACAGAGACGGCACGUCCAGCAGUGUGGGAGCGCAGACUGAUGGCGCAAAGGUACGAUGAACUUCCUCAUUACGGUGGGAUGGAUGGAGUCGGGGUACCGGCGUCCAUGUACGGAGACCCUCACGCCCCCCGGCCGAUCCCUCCAGUCCACCACCUGAACCACGGACCGCCGCUGCACAGCCAACAUUACGGGCCGCAUACACCUCAUCCUAAUGUCAUGCCCACAAGCAUGGGCUCUGCUGUCAACGAUGCCCUAAAGAGAGAUAAAGAUGCAAUUUAUGGGCAUCCUUUAUUUCCUCUGUUAGCGCUGGUUUUUGAGAAAUGUGAGUUAGCGACCUGCACUCCACGAGAACCCGGCGUAGCUGGCGGUGACGUUUGCUCGUCUGAUUCCUUUAACGAGGACAUAGCAGUAUUCGCGAAGCAGGUGCGCGCAGAAAAGCCACUAUUCUCUUCAAAUCCAGAACUGGAUAACUUGAUGAUUCAAGCUAUACAAGUAUUAAGGUUCCACCUCUUGGAGUUAGAAAAGGUCCACGAACUGUGUGAUAAUUUCUGCCACCGGUACAUUAGUUGUUUAAAAGGAAAAAUGCCAAUAGAUUUAGUCAUCGACGAACGAGAUGGAAGUUCAAAAUCUGACCACGAAGAGCUGUCCGGAUCGUCGACAAAUCUAGCAGAACAUAAUCCAUCAUCUUGGAACAGAGACCAUGAUGAUGCAACGUCAACACACUCUGCCGGCACACCAGGACCCUCCAGUGGGGGCCAUGCCUCCCAAAGUGGGGACAACAGCAGCGAGCAAGAUAAAUUCGGCCUUCUGCAAAGGAAAAGCCAUCUUUGCCAUCUUCUACUAGGUGAUGGGUUAGACAACAGCGUUGCUUCACCAGGCACAGGUGACGAUGAUGAUCCAGACAAGGAUAAAAAGCGUCAGAAAAAGAGAGGCAUUUUCCCCAAAGUAGCUACAAAUAUCAUGAGGGCAUGGCUCUUUCAGCACCUCACGCAUCCGUACCCAUCAGAGGAGCAGAAGAAACAGUUAGCUCAAGACACGGGGCUCACAAUCCUACAAGUGAACAACUGGUUCAUUAAUGCCAGGAGAAGAAUAGUACAACCCAUGAUCGACCAAUCAAAUCGAGCAGGUUUUCUUCUUGAUCCUUCAGUAAGCCAAGGAGCAGCGUACAGUCCAGAGGGCCAACCAAUGGGAAGUUUUGUAUUGGAUGGUCAGCAACAUAUGGGAAUUCGACCUGCUGGUUUACAAGGCAUGCCAGGGGACUAUGUAUCUCAGGGUGGUCCUAUGGGUAUGAGUAUGGCACAGCCAAGUUACACUCCUCCCCAGAUGACCCCACACCCUGCCCAGUUAAGACACGGACCCCCAAUGCAUUCCUAUCUCCCGAGUCACCCACAUCACCCAGCCAUGAUGAUGCAUGGAGGACCCACGCCUCACCCUGGAAUGCCAAUGUCAGCACAAAGCCCCACAAUGUUGAAUCCUGUAGACCCCAAUGUGGGGGGACAGGUUAUGGACAUCCACGCCCAAUAGUAUAAGGGAAAAACAUGAGAAAAAAAUGUAAGACUUUAAAAUUUGAACAGAUGUUGACACUUAAUGGAAUUCCAGAUGAGCUGUGAUUUUUCUUUUCACUCAACGCCAGCAGAGGACCAAUGGCAAAGCCAGGCUAACAUGGAGCCAAAAGCUUUCUUCACCUGAAAUUAACUCCAAUGUAAAGUUCCUCUGGAAAAAGACUGAAAGAUUUAUUACUACUGUAGCAUAAAUAUAGGAACUAAGUUAACUUGUACAUUUCUGUUGAUCACUCUAUUUCUGUUGCUUCCAAUAGUUUUUAGAAAGAAAGUUAUCCUUUUUCCACACUAUGUGUGUUGUUCUCAAAAUGGUUGUCCUCGUACAGCAAAUGGAGCCACGUUUCAGACCAGGUUGCCCAAGUCCAGCCAACUUGCCAUAGAGGAAGAAGCUAAGAUGAAGAUCCAUGAGACACUUUUGGAUGCGGCCAUAGGUGAAAGGUUUUAAGAAUGCACUAACAUACCUGAUUUUUCUGGAACAAACGCGGCCUGUAGUGACAAAGCCUACCUGGUCCAAGUGAAGGGCCUAUGUCUGAUCAUGUUCAGGAUUGACUCUUCUCCAGAGAGCUUGUUGAUGGAAACCUGAAGAUGAAUUAGCAGCUUCCUGCUAUGCCUGUGGGCCACAGCAUUGAGAAAAUGUUGUCACACAAACAACUCAGAAUGCUCUUGGGCAGACUUUUCUUAAUGAAAUUUCCUUUUGCUGGUCUUGCACCAAAACAGAGACCUUUUUAAAUGAACUCAAACUGCUUGGAACAAGCAACGACAAAACAAAUCCUGUAACAUACUUGGUACAGAGAGUUCAGUAUAUUAAUUGUUACAUGUUAGAUAUCUAUGUGUUUACCUCAAUGAGAAAUAACGAAUGUUUUGCUAGUAUCAAAUCUGCUGUGGAAUUGGUAUUGUAUGUCAAUGAAUUCCUUACUUUUAUCAGCACGUUGUCACUAGAAGAAAAUGAUGUUUCCCUUGCGAGCUUUGUCAGAUUACAUAAAUACUUGUAUGAGGACUGUGACGUAUGUUUAAAAGGUGUUCAGUCACAAAAUGCCGUAAUAAAUAUUUCAUUUUUA